UCGGAGCAGCGGCCCCAUGUUUCUAGACGCGAUCUUCUUUAUACCCACACUGUUCACCUACCUGCUCAUCGGGCUGCUCAUUGUGAUCCUGUGCUUCGUCGUGAUUUACAUAAGCCACAAGAUCUACGUCUCCGUGUACGACAACCUGCCGCUGGCCUCCUAUCCCGGAAGUUCCCACCAACAGCUCCUGGGAUUGCGUCACUCCAACCAUGCGAUGACCAUGCGGGAGUACCUGGACAACUCGCUGCGGAAUCCGCGCUCCAAUCAGCCGAGCCUGCGCUCCGUUUACAUUCAGAAUCGGUCGCAGAUCCUGGAUUCCUCCUCGGUUCUAAGGAUUGUGCUCGCCCUGGAGCCCUGCUACCUGGUCAGUGCGGAGUUCGAUGCGAGUCCCAGCCGGAGGACCAUCAGUUUCAUGUGCAACUGCCCCGAUGACCCCGUGUGUGCUGCCGCAGAACCGCGGCCCUCGGGCUCCCUGCACAUCGUUCGGUAUUUCGAUCACCUCUCCAAGAUCCCCCGGCUGAGAGUCAUGAUGAAGUGCAAUCAAAGAAGGCCGGAAGCAAAAGCGGAUAGCAGGACGCAGUUGACGCUGAGCGAUGUGAUCCUGGAGACCAGGGAAGCGCAGGAUGCACGGUGCACGGAUAAUGCCGCCGCCUGUCGACCUGUUAGCUUGCGGCGAAACUCCCGAUAGCCGGGUUAAAAAGGGUGGGGCAUUCAAAUGGGAGGUUAAAGGCCAUUCAUUACCGGCUGCUGUAAUGCGGUAUAACUCGUUUUAUUAAAUUGUAUACAAAGAUCAA
Drosophila ficusphila is the source of this 794-nucleotide messenger RNA. RefSeq lists its product as uncharacterized. The coding region runs from base 17 to 688 and encodes 223 amino acids. Lineage: Eukaryota; Metazoa; Arthropoda; Insecta; Diptera; Drosophilidae. The record is from RefSeq and is a predicted model, not a curated record. The transcript is spliced from 2 exons.